UGUAUUAUGAGGGCAUGGAUUUAUAUGUGUUAAGUCCAUGAGCCUGUGAGAGUCUGUGAGUGUAUGUGUGUAUAUUUUGUAUGUGAACAUAUGAGUGCAUGUAUAUACCUGGAAGUCUGUAGCAUGUCUUAAUAUGCAUUUGUAUGUUCUUGUGUGUAAGUUUGGGAGGAAUAUGAGUGUGUGGAUGAGUGUGAAUCUUUGUGUAAGCUUGUGCGAGGGUUUGUGUGUGUGUUUUUGAGAUAUAAGAUGUUUGAGUCUGUGUGUCUGUGAGUGUUGUAUGUGAGUAGAUCUGUAAGUGUAUUGCAUGUUACUGUGGGAGAAUGUGUGUGUUUGUGUGAGAGUGAGUACAUGAAUGUGUGCAUGCUUGUAAGUGUGAAUGAGUGUGAACGUAUGCCAGAAUGUGUUAGGUAUGUGUAUGAGCUUCUGUGUGUGUGUGUUUGAGUAUUAGUGAGCUCUGAGUGUGUGUGCAAAAUGGUCUACAAGCAUGUUUGUGUGUGAGUUUGUGGGAUUGUGAAUAUGUAAGAGUUUUUGAGUGGGUGGGGAGUGUGAUCACAUGUUCCAGGCCAGGAAUCUGGUAGGGAAGCAGGGAGAUGCCUACCACACCUUACCAAGUUUCCUGGCACAGUCAAGUAGAUCAGAAUAGAGUUCUCCAUGCUAAUGAUGUAUCUAGAUAGACGUUGAGGGUUUAGCCAAUAAGCUUCCCUCCCUAUAAAGGUAUUUCAUCUCCGGUCUGCCCUGAGGAAGUGGUAUGGGCCCAUUUCCAUGAUGAACAAUCAGUAAGUGGUUUGGAACCAAGGAUUGUCUCUCUCAGGAACCACCACGGGGAGCAUGGAAGAAGCUUUGUCCACACAGCCGUGCAUCUGUCUCCCGCAGGAAACCGCUCCGUGCUCCGGGACUGCUCUCAACUGAGCUAUCCCAGUGAUUUCCAGCAGCAACGGGACACCCUAGAGCUUGGGAACCCCAGCUUAGGCCUCACCCUAUGCCAUUUCUCACUUGAGCUGAGGCCCCUGCCCAAGGCUGUGUUCUCCCACCCCUGAGUGGUGUGUCAGUGCUUCCCAUGAGCCCGACACAGGGUAACUGCGGUCUAGAGGUUCAUGUUUUCUCGGCCCAGUGGAAUUCCCACACCCCAGCAGUGAGGCAGAAUGCAGAGCCACAGAUGCGGGCCUGUGGGUGUGUUGCAUGAGUGUGCCUCAUGAGUGUGCAUGAAUAAGUGUAUGUGUGGGUGUGUGACUGGGUUUGUGUCUGAGAGAGCAUUUCAGUGAGAGUGUCUGUGAAUGUGUAUAUGUGAGUGUGCAUUCUGUGUGAGAGUAUAUGAAUCUGUGUUGUGUGAGAAUGAUGGCCCUUGUGUGUGUGUGUGUGUGUGUGUGUGUGUGUGUGUGUGUGUGUGUGUGUGAUGUGAGAGUGUGUGAGGGGUAUGUAUUGUUUGAGUGUAUGUAAUGAAUGUAUGAAUUUGAGAAGGUAAGUGUAACUUCGUGGAUGUGUUUCGGUGUAUGAGUGGUGUGUUUGAGUACGGGAGUGCAUGUGUUUGAGUGAGCGUGGCAGAACAUUCUCUCGACCUCUGCUUUAGCACUAAUUGGAUGGACUAAAGCAGAGUAGUGAGCAAAGGGAAUUAAGUAGAAGGAUGUUUAAAAGCAUUCGUUAGGCCUCCUCUGUGAUUAACAGACAGUAUGCUUUAUCCUCAAGGACUGAUGUUUAUGCCACUGGAGAAAGAAAACACCAAAGUCUUCUGAAAGCAAAUGAAAAAUAGAAAAUUAGAUUAGAAAAUAUGACCCUACCUGCAUCUCAUAGUCCGUUAUGCAUGAACUCCAGAUUCUGGUCUUCCCUCUUCAUUAUAUGCAAAACAUGAGAGUUGUUAGUAUACUUUUCCAUUGGGUAUAGGGAAAUUCCAAGCAAGAGCAUAGAGGAAACAUCAGUACUUUCAGACACCUGAGUAUGGCCCAGAAAGCCAUUCAAGACCUUUAACCAUUAGGACAACAAAUACUGACUUUCCGAUUAACCACAGAACCUACGUAUGGUAGUUCUUAGAGUUUGGUGCAAUGUGAGUGCUAGAAACCCAGAAUGCAAACAGGGUAGAAGGUGGGAGUUUAUUUUUAGUUCGUGUUCUCCAGGAAGCAGACACCAGAAAGUACAGUGGCACGCGAGAGUAUUUUGUUAGGAGAGUUGUCCGUGUGCUAGGAGAGCCAGAGAAGGCUUGCCAGACCAUUAGGUACAAGGCAAGUCUAACCUGGGAAAGAAUUCAGGAAAAGUCUGAGGGGAAGGGCCAAAGUAUGUACAUCAAAGCCACUGGUGAUGGUUAACAAGGCCACCAUUUCUCAUAUAAUACUGACUCACCAGCCACAGGGAAGGAGGUCACAGCGGGAGGAGCUUGAGGUGGCCGGUCCCAUUACAUCCACAAAGCAAAGAACAGUGAUGAAUGUGUGCAUGCUGCGGGGCCAUUUCCCUUCGUACAGAGUCCAGGGCCCCUCACACAGGGAAUGACCCCACCUGCAAUUAAGACAGGUCUGCCUGUAAGUUAACAUACUCAUGCUCAAGGUAGCCCUCCCCAGGCAUGGCCAGAGGCCCAUCUCCCAGCUGGUUCUAGAGCUCAUCACAUGACAACAGUAACCAUGGCAAAUCCUGGUACCUGUGUGUCUUCUCCACCCUGCUCAGCAGGCAACUUUCACCUGUAGAGAUGUGCACGUGAGGUCCACCCUCUAGACUGGAUUUCAGCAAAUAGAAAAUGGUCAUGAGAAAGAAAGGAUCCCUUGCUCCCCUGGAAGUCAUAAAUAAUAUCUAUAUUUGUGUCCUACUGUCCAGCAGCAUCAGUGACCCCAUGAAGUAACUUUUGAGCCCUACAAGCGCCCUGACUUUAAGACAGUGGUUCUGAGUCUUUGAAUGAGCAGGGAGCCCACCAACUUACCAACUGUGAUGGCUAGUCCCAGUUGUAACUCACUUGACUAUUUCUGGAAUGAACUACAAUCCAAAAAUGGAGGGCACACCUAUAAUCCAGAUCCUGAGGCUGGAAGACACAGGCUUUUGAUCCAGAUUUGAAGCAUAGAAGUUGUGAAGAGCUUAGGCCCAGGCAAGGUGGUUGUCUUAGUCAGGGUUUCUAUCCCUGCACAAACAUCAUGACCAAGAAGCAAGUUGAGGAGGAAAGGGUUUAUUCAGCUUACACUUCCACAUUGCUGUUCAUCACCAAAGGAAGUCAGGACAGGAACUCAAGCAGGUCAGGAAGCAGGAGCUGAUGGGCAGGCCAUGGAGGGAUGUUACUACUGGCUUGCUUCUCCUGGCUUGCUCAGCUUGCUCUUAUAGAAGCCAAGACUACCAGCCCAGGGACGGUACCACCCACAUUGGACUGCCCUGCCUUCCCCCGUGAUCACUAUUUGAGAAAAUGCCUUUCAGCUGGGUCUCAUGGAGGCGUUUCCUCAAGCUCCUUCCAGUCCGACUCACGGGAACUAAGUAUGGCUGUGGAGGCGGCGGCUGCGGUGCCUGCACAGUGAUGAUCUCACGGUACAACCCCAGCACCAAGAGCAUCAGGCAUCAUCCUGUCAAUGCCUGUCUGACCCCCAUCUGCUCUCUGUACGGUACAGCAGUCACCACAGUAGAGGGCAUAGGCAACACCAGGACCAGACUUCAUCCUGUUCAGGAGAGGAUCGCCAAGUGUCACGGCACCCAGUGUGGGUUCUGUACCCCUGGGAUGGUGAUGUCCAUGUAUGCUCUGCUCAGGAACCACCCAGAGCCCUCUCUAGAUCAGUUAACUGAUGCCCUUGGGGGGAAUCUGUGCCGCUGUACCGGAUACAGGCCCAUAAUUGACGCUUGCAAGACUUUCUGUAGAGCUUCUGGUUGCUGUGAAAGUAAAGAAAAUGGGGUGUGCUGUUUGGAUCAAGGAAUAAAUGGAUCGGCAGAAUUUCAGGAAGGAGAUGAGACAAGUCCAGAACUGUUCUCGGAAAAGGAAUUUCAGCCACUGGACCCAACCCAAGAGCUGAUAUUUCCUCCAGAGCUAAUGAGAAUAGCCGAGAAACAGCCACCAAAGACCAGAGUGUUCUACAGUAAUAGAAUGACAUGGAUCUCCCCGGUGACCCUGGAGGAACUUGUGGAAGCUAAGUUCAAGUAUCCUGGGGCCCCCAUUGUCAUGGGGUACACCUCUGUGGGGCCUGAAGUAAAGUUUAAAGGUGUCUUCCACCCCAUCAUAAUUUCUCCUGACAGAAUUGAAGAGCUGAGUAUCAUAAACCAGACUGGGGAUGGGCUGACCCUGGGUGCUGGCCUCAGCCUGGACCAGGUGAAGGACAUUCUCACUGACGUGGUCCAGAAGCUUCCAGAAGAGACGACACAGACAUACCGUGCGCUCCUGAAGCACCUGAGAACUCUGGCUGGCUCUCAGAUCAGGAAUAUGGCUUCUUUAGGGGGCCACAUCGUGAGCAGACAUCUGGACUCGGAUCUGAAUCCCCUUCUGGCUGUGGGUAAUUGUACCCUCAACUUACUAUCCAAAGAUGGAAAACGGCAGAUCCCUUUAAGUGAGCAGUUUCUCCGCAAGUGUCCUGACUCGGAUCUUAAGCCUCAGGAAGUCUUGGUCUCAGUGAACAUCCCCUGUUCCAGGAAGUGGGAGUUUGUGUCAGCCUUCCGACAAGCCCAGAGACAGCAGAAUGCACUAGCGAUUGUCAACUCUGGAAUGAGAGUCCUUUUUAGAGAAGGAGGUGGCGUCAUUAAAGAGUUAUCCAUUUUGUAUGGAGGUGUCGGUCCAACCACCAUCGGUGCCAAGAACUCCUGUCAGAAACUCAUUGGAAGGCCCUGGAAUGAAGAGAUGCUGGACACAGCAUGCAGGCUGGUUUUGGAUGAAGUCACCCUUGCAGGUUCAGCUCCUGGUGGGAAGGUGGAGUUCAAGAGGACCCUCAUCAUCAGCUUCCUUUUCAAGUUCUACCUGGAGGUGCUGCAGGGUCUGAAGAGGGAGGACCCAGGUCACUAUCCUAGCUUGACAAACAAUUAUGAGAGUGCUUUAGAAGAUCUCCAUUCAAAACAUCACUGGAGAACAUUAACCCACCAGAACGUGGACUCGAUGCAGCUUCCUCAGGACCCAAUUGGCCGUCCCAUCAUGCACCUUUCUGGUAUUAAGCACGCUACCGGCGAGGCCAUCUACUGUGACGACAUGCCUGCAGUAGACCGGGAGCUUUUCCUGACUUUUGUAACAAGUUCAAGAGCACACGCUAAGAUUGUGUCCAUUGAUCUGUCAGAAGCUCUCAGCCUGCCAGGCGUGGUGGACAUCAUUACUGCGGAUCAUCUUCAGGACACAACCACCUUCGGCACAGAGACGCUUCUGGCCACAGAUAAGGUCCACUGCGUGGGCCAACUUGUCUGUGCCGUGAUUGCGGAUUCUGAGACACGGGCAAAGCAAGCGGCGAAGCACGUGAAGGUGGUCUACCGAGACUUGGAGCCUCUGAUCCUAACUAUUGAGGAAGCUAUACAACACAAGUCCUUCUUCGAGUCAGAACGGAAGCUGGAGUGUGGAAAUGUUGAUGAAGCGUUUAAAAUUGCUGAUCAAAUUCUUGAAGGUGAGAUACACAUAGGCGGCCAGGAACAUUUUUAUAUGGAAACCCAAAGCAUGCUUGUUGUCCCCAAAGGAGAGGACGGAGAGAUUGACAUCUAUGUGUCCACACAGUUCCCCAAGCAUAUACAGGAUAUAGUUGCUGCAACCUUGAAGCUUUCAGUCAACAAGGUCAUGUGUCAUGUAAGGCGUGUUGGUGGGGCGUUCGGAGGGAAGGUAGGCAAGACCAGCAUCAUGGCGGCCAUCACUGCAUUCGCUGCCAGCAAACACGGUCGCGCGGUCCGCUGCACUCUGGAACGAGGGGAAGACAUGUUAAUAACUGGGGGCCGCCAUCCUUACCUUGGAAAGUAUAAAGUUGGAUUCAUGAGGGACGGCAGAAUCGUGGCCCUGGAUGUGGAGCACUAUUGCAAUGGAGGGAGCUCCCUGGAUGAGUCCUUAUGGGUGAUAGAAAUGGGGCUUCUGAAGAUGGACAACGCUUACAAGUUUCCCAAUCUACGCUGCCGGGGCUGGGCCUGCAGAACCAACCUCCCGUCCAACACUGCUCUGCGUGGGUUUGGCUUUCCUCAGGCAGGGCUGGUCACCGAAGCCUGUGUCACAGAAGUGGCAAUCAGAUGUGGCCUGUCCCCUGAGCAGGUUCGAACCAUAAAUAUGUACAAGCAAAUUGAUAAUACCCAUUACAAGCAAGAAUUCAGCGCCAAGACCCUCUUUGAGUGCUGGAGAGAAUGCAUGGCCAAGUGUUCCUACUCUGAGAGGAAAACGGCUGUAGGAAAAUUCAAUGCAGAGAAUUCCUGGAAGAAGAGGGGAAUGGCCGUGAUUCCAUUGAAGUUUCCUGUGGGUGUUGGCUCAGUAGCCAUGGGACAGGCGGCUGCCCUGGUCCAUAUUUAUCUUGAUGGCUCUGCACUGGUCUCUCACGGUGGGAUUGAGAUGGGGCAGGGUGUCCACACUAAAAUGAUCCAGGUGGUCAGCCGGGAAUUAAAGAUGCCAAUGUCGAGUGUCCACCUGCGUGGGACAAGCACAGAAACCGUCCCCAACACCAAUGCAUCUGGAGGCUCUGUGGUGGCAGAUCUCAAUGGAUUGGCAGUAAAGGAUGCUUGCCAGACCCUUCUAAAACGCCUUGAGCCCAUCAUCAGCAAGAACCCCCAGGGAACUUGGAAGGAUUGGGCCCAGACUGCUUUUGACCAGAGCGUCAGUCUCUCGGCUGUUGGAUAUUUCAGGGGCUACGAGUCGAAUAUAAACUGGGAGAAAGGGGAAGGCCAUCCCUUCGAAUACUUUGUGUAUGGAGCUGCCUGCUCAGAGGUUGAAAUAGACUGCCUGACCGGGGACCAUAAGAAUAUCAGAACAGACAUCGUGAUGGAUGUUGGCCACAGCAUAAACCCAGCCCUUGACAUAGGCCAGGUUGAAGGUGCAUUUAUUCAAGGAAUGGGACUUUACACGAUAGAGGAGCUGAGCUACUCUCCUCAGGGCAUUCUGUACAGUCGUGGUCCAAACCAGUACAAGAUCCCUGCCAUCUGCGACAUCCCCACCGAGAUGCACAUUUCUUUUUUGCCCCCAUCCGAACACUCAAACACCCUGUAUUCAUCUAAGGGUCUGGGAGAGUCUGGGGUGUUCCUGGGCUGUUCGGUAUUUUUUGCCAUCCAUGACGCAGUGAGGGCAGCGCGGCAGGAGAGAGGCAUCUCUGGACCAUGGAAGCUCACUAGUCCUCUGACUCCAGAGAAAAUCAGAAUGGCUUGUGAAGAUAAGUUCACAAAAAUGAUUCCAAGAGAUGAACCUGGAUCCUAUGUUCCCUGGAACAUACCUGUGUGAGUGAAAUAUGAACUUCUGAAAGGAUUGGCUCAACAACUACAGAACGCACCUCCCGGUCUCUCUGCUCUAAGAUGCUAAAUAUGAAAGCCAGAGUUUCACAGCCCAGAAUCAUCCACAGCACUGCUUUACUGAUUCGGAAGUUUCUCUUGAGGAUACUCCAGAUACACCUGAGACAUUAUAAAUCAUAUAUCAAAUUGCACAAAUAUUAAAUCGUUUGCUCAGA
Rattus norvegicus (Norway rat) is the source of this 7544-nucleotide messenger RNA. RefSeq names its product aldehyde oxidase 1 (gene Aox1). The record is from RefSeq and is a predicted model, not a curated record. NCBI's taxonomy places the organism in Eukaryota, Metazoa, Chordata, Mammalia, Rodentia, Muridae. Gene Ontology annotation, cellular component: cytoplasm. Gene Ontology annotation, molecular function: metal ion binding; NAD binding; FAD binding.